AUGGUAGUGACAGUGCAGUGUUGGUUGGUAACAAUCACCGGGCUCCUGGUAUUGUUCCUCUGGAAAUCCUGGCCCGUUUUCGACCAGUCCAGUUUCAGUGCAAAAGUCACGAAAGCCUCCAUCCAAGUAGACAUUUCAGUGGCACAAAUUCCUCCCUUGAGUUCGGGAUUCAACGUGUCAUCGCGCUUUCACAGUAAAAAAUUCCGCGGGCCUGUUUCUAAAUAUAUGCUAGAGCUUUACCACCGAAGACCUAGUGCAGAUAUAGUGCGAGCUCUUCAACCUCUCCAUGUAUCUGCGCCGGUGGACAAUUUUCCCCUUUUUCGGGGAAGAAUUCUUGAGUUUCGGCUUCCACCCACUAAUCCUGCAGAAAAUCUCGAAGCUGCGGAAUUAUUGGGCACUGCGGGGAUGAUCCUGAGAGUAAUGAUGCUGAACAAUCACAUCGAGGACACGCGGUUUCGAGGAUCACGAAAAGAAGAAACCUGGAGAGCAUUCAACGUUACGGAUGCAGUAAAGAUGACAUCAGGAGGAUCACUGAGAUUCUUGGUCCGUGGUCGAAUUCACGGGAGGAAUAUCAUGGAGAGCUACAGCCCGAUUCUGGUACUAAGUUACACGAAGCCGUCCAAAAACAGAAAGCGCCGAUCGGUGGAAGAAGAAGAGGAUGGUCCAGUGGUGUGGUCUGACAACAGACGUCGGCGGAGGAAUCCCUGCAGAAGACGUCCCCUGUACGUAGAUUUCGCGUCGAUCAACUACGAUGAGUGGAUCGUCGCUCCACCGGGGUACGACGCUUAUCAGUGUGUGGGAAAGUGUCUGUUCCCCUUUGGGGAUCAUCUCAGUCCAACGAAACAUGCGAUUGUCCAGGCUCUGGUGUCAGGAGCGGUUCAGGGCGUGGAUGGCUCAAAACCUGUUGGACGUGUCUGUUGCGUUCCGACACGAUUGGCGCCCACUAGUCUGCUUUAUCUAGACGCCAGUGGAACGCUUACUUAUCAGUAUGGGUAUGAGGAUAUGGUUGUUGUGGAAUGCGGGUGCCGAUGA
This is a messenger RNA of Cotesia congregata, 1032 nucleotides long. The record is from the annotation of a GenBank genome assembly. Lineage: Eukaryota; Metazoa; Arthropoda; Insecta; Hymenoptera; Braconidae.